AUGCCGACGCUCACUGCUUUCAGUUAUCGGUAUACACGAUGGAGCGCGUUUCAUAGCCACGAGCUAUCCUUGGCGACUUCUGCUGUGACUCUGUCCAGUGCAGUCCUGGCGGAUGCCCUCAUUCUUUUCUGUUUGGUGUAUUUCUUGGCGCGUUCACGACUAGCUUUAGAUCCAUACGAAGGCUACGUUAGAGUAUUUUCGGUCUACGUUGCAAAUCCAGGAGUCUUUACUAGCAUGUUCUCUGUGGCCGCUCUCGUCAUGUUCCUGGCGUAUCCUUCAGGUUACAUAUGGCUGGGACUAGUGGAGUUGCAGAGCAAAUUCUACGUGUAUGCCUUUCUUACCGGUCUCAAUGACCGGGCCAGAAUUUGGGACGGCAGUACACGAUCAUCUCGCGUGUCUACUUGGGGCUUUUGGAGACCUACUAUACCAACAGGAAGGGCUACCGAUACAAGAAUUGGGACGCAUAUUGCAGAGACGCAGAUUGACGAGGAGAUGGUGCGUGUUGUACGCCUCAGUCGGAAGUAG
Gloeophyllum trabeum ATCC 11539 is the source of this 525-nucleotide messenger RNA. RefSeq lists its product as uncharacterized. The transcript has 8 exons. Lineage: Eukaryota; Fungi; Basidiomycota; Agaricomycetes; Gloeophyllales; Gloeophyllaceae. The record is from RefSeq and is a predicted model, not a curated record. The coding region runs from base 1 to 525 and encodes 174 amino acids.